ACACCGCUAUUUUUGCGUCCAUCUUUAAUCUUUGAUGUGUUGUGUUGUUAUCAGAAUUUCUUUUUCAGAUAUUAAACACGUCAAUUUCCACAAAUAAACACAAUACUAUUCAAAGAAGAACUUCCUGCACAAUACUCUUUUAAAACUGUAUUGAUGAAGUGUGGCGAUGGAUAGAGUGACACAGUUGCGCGCGGAGCCCGGCGGCGCGCAGGACGCGGACUCGUCCGCCGCCAGCGAGGCCUACCUCUCCGCCAACGACAGCUCCAAGUACUUUUCUCUCACUGAAGAAGACUCCAGUUUUGUCAUAUCUCCCGGCAAGGACGUGUCUCUCUCCUCCGCCGCCGCCGCGGAGAAGCCAGCCCCCGACUCCGACCCGCUCAUCUCCGAUCUCUCUCCAAUCAAUAAGAAAAAUGACUUGUUAGAUAGCUACAAAAUUGGCAAGCACAUUGAAGCUGCCAACAUAUUGUCAGGCGGUGUGGAUAUUUUUGAUGACAAUGACAACUCCUAUGAUGGAAAUGAACUGGUGAUAGAUGACAAUGUGGGCAUGGAUGUGGAUGAGAAGUCCAACCCUGAGGUGAAGCUAGUAAGUAAGGAGGAGCAGGCGGAGGAUGACUCGGGGCUGGCGGACGGCGAGGCUGCUAUUCCUAGCAAGGACACUGAAGUGGUGCUACAGAUUGAUGGGAAGAAUGUAGAUGCUAUAGACAUAGGGAAUGGGUUAUAUCUGUACCGGAGGGAGGGAGCUCAGGAGGAGCUGGCCGCAGUGCAGAUCGUGGACACCGACCAGCAGCAGCCCAGCUUCAAGUUCCUCAAAGUCCGUGAGAAUGCAGAGGGCAACCUAGAAGUGUAUGAAGAGAUCGAGAUUGAGGUGCCAAAAGAUGUGCCUUUGAAUGCAGGGACAGCUGUACAACCUCCUCCUCAUCUUCCUAUAAAAGAUAUCAGUAAAGCUGUUAGUGAUUCAACUUUAAAUAAAGCUACAGAAAAACCUAAAUCACUUAAAGAAACCACAUCUAAAACUGCACCAAUUUUACAAAAUAAAAAUCCAGAACCUGCCUCUGCUAAGGGAUUACCAGAAAACAUGUCAGAGGUCAAUAUUAAUGGGAAACCAGUCAAGCUCAAUGAACCUAAAAUAUCUCCAUUAGUUGGAAGUUUCACUCCAAUGACUUACCAUUCUACUCCAAAUAAAGAUGGUAUUCCACUUACAAAGACAAUGGUCGACCAACACUUACAUCCAAGUCGCCAUUCUGAGGCUAAGAAAAAGAUUGAGGUAAACACUGAAAACUGUAAGCAAAAAUUGCUUGACACACCUACUAAAAGUGAUAAAAGUGACUCUGGCUCAGAAAUAUUAGAGAUGACUGACUCUACUAAGAUUGUUAAAGGAAGCAUAGGAACACUUACUGAAAAGAGUUGUUCUUCAUUGGAUAAAGUUUCGGGUGACGUUGAAAUAUGUAAAGAUAUUAUCAGUGAUUGUAAAGAUAGUGGGAAUAUUGACAGUAAUUCCACACCAAAUAUUUUUCACUUAGCAGAGCAUGAAAAGGAUAAUUCAAGUAAAGUAGCAUCUGUAACAACUGAAAAAGAGGAUUUGAGUGAAACUAAACUUGUAACGCCAAAUACUAUAGUAGAUAAAUCUGAUGAUUCUAACAUACCGUCGGAAAAUCCACAUCAAGAAAUCCAUAAAGUAACUGACACAGUAAAAUCUAUUGAAGGCAAAGUUACAUCAGCUCCUGUUGCAGAUAGCAAGACACCUGGAAAUGAAAUAAUUUGUAGUACGAUGGACGACAAAAAGGCCACAGAAGUCAAGCCUGUUGAAAAUAAAGUUGAAGAAGAUAGUGUGCCAAAGGAAAGUCAAGUUUUAAUCAUUGAUGACAAAGACCAAACAGAUAAUAUACCGGUAUAUCACGUAGACGGUGACUCUAUGCAAUUAACUGAUGAUAUUGAAAUAGUAAAGGAUGACAGAUCUGCACAGCAAAAGGCAAUUGAUAUGGUGGUAAAAACAUAUGAUGAGUUUGUAAAAAAUGCAGUAGCAGUUAGCAAUGCAAAAAAAUCUGGUAGUAAAGAUGUAACAUCCGAGACUAAAGAAGAAAUGAACCCUGAGAUUGCUACUGUUAAUGUGAGCGAGACUAAAACAAACAUAGAUGCUCCUAUACCAAUUCCUGAACCAGCAUCUUCAGAAAACAUGAAAACUUCUGAUAUAAAAAAGGUUGCAUCUAAAGAUGAGCCCACACCAUUGGCUACAAAGUCUUUGGACUCACUAGAACCUAAAAAAAUUUAUACUAAUGAGAAAAAUGAAGGUUCCUCAUCCACAGGUGAAUUACCUACUGUUACUGACUCUAUAAAAUCACAUGAUAGUUUGCCGAAACCAUUGACCAAAGUUGAUAAAGCCGUGGAAGGAACACAGAAUGAUAUUGAAUUAAAAGGAAUUACAGAUCCGAAAGCUAUAACAUCUGAGGAAAUCGUAAGAAAGGCAGGUAAUUCCAUUAAAUCAGAAUUAAAAAUGAAGUCCACAGAGAGUAAUCUAAUGGAACAAGCCAAUCAAGUUAUGAAGGAGAUAGAAAACGAAACAAAAACCCAAACACCGGAAACCAAAACUGAAACAUCGGAAACUAAAGUUGAAACAUCGGGAUUAAAAACCGAAACAUCGGUAUCCAAACCCGAAACAUCGGAAUCAAAAACCGAAUCUUCGGCAUCCAAAACCGAAACAUCGCAAUCAAAAACAGAAAUAUCGGUAUCAAAAACCGAAACAUCGGUAUCUAAAACCGAAACAUUGGAAUCAAAAUCAAAAACACUUAUAGCAAACAAAAAAACAGUAGAUAUCCCAGAUAAUAAAUCCCGUGGUAAUAAUACUACUUCUAUCAAAACCGAAGCUAAAGUAACGCCAAAAGACAUUCCGAAUAAAAGUACUGUGAAUGAUGAUUUCAUUAAUAAAUAUGUGCAUAAGGGAUUAAGUAUGUGCAUAAAGCAAAAUGUUGAAAAACCAAAACUUAUAGAAUCUACUUUUAAUGCAUCGAGUAUAACAGCUUUGAAAAACAUAGCACCAACUAUAACAAAGGUGUCACCACCAUCUGUUAGUGAGUUGAGGAAAGAUGAUAAACCUGCUCUCCCCACUGAAAAUAAAGAUGUUAUAAAAGAAAUAUCAUCAGCUUUUGACAAUAAGCCCAAGUCUCCUGUUACUGCAAACUCGUUAAACAACAAUGCAGUUCCAUUUGGAAUGUGGACUGAAGUGAACAAGCAAGACUAUCUAAACAAAAUCAAGGAGACUAAAGUGACAUCCAACAAUACACAUCAAAUUAAACAGACAAACGAUUUAAAUAGACGCGACGUACUCAAGAAGAUAGACAGUCAAAGACAUCAGAUAAAUAUCCUAGCUGCGGCUAAAACGCAGGCUGCCAAGACCCAAGAGUUGAACAAACAAAAGAUUAAAAACGAAACAAUGGCAUUUGUCAAAAAAACCACUGUUACCACUCAAGAUCCUAAGCAGCCAGUCAAACCCGAACCUCCUAAAAAACAAGAACCAAUGAAAGUUACGCCAAAACAUUCAAUAGUGCCAAUAUCACAACCGCUCGUCAUACCUCCGCCGACUGAUGAAGAACUGGCCAAGAUCGAAGCUGCCAGCAAAGUGCCCUGCACUCAAACCCUCAUCGAUAAAACUAUUGAGGACUACCUCAUGGAUAGAAGACCUCCAGUUAAAUUUAACCUUGAAAGUGCUACAAGGCUUAAUGCUAUCAGAGAAAAGUCAAAUGAUAAAAUAACCAGUACAUACAGCACUUACCAAAAGUAUGUCGCAUCGAAGGAUAAAAGUGCUUCUAUUCUUAAUGAUAUUGAAAUGAAAAUGAAUGAGUUACAUGGGGUGCCAAUUGAUCGACCGGCGCAAGAGUCGCCACAGAAAUAUAAUGACGAAUUCAAAAGUUCACACAUUCGAACUGAGACACACUCGAAAGUGAUGCCCAUGCUACGAGUGAAUAAAAUUCCACCAUUGGUUCCUUUCGCAAAUAAAAAUCCCAUUAAAGGUAAUGAAUCUGAGGAACUCUCUGAAGAAGAAAUAAUAGAGCAUGUGCCAGUAACGGGAGACAUGGAUUUGGAAAAGAAGAGUAAUCUGCCUCGACCAUACAUGAAGGAAAAGACACCGGUCACUCAAACUGUCACUAGUGUUCAGCCACCGUUUAGUGCCAAAAAGGACAAUGUUAUAACUGAAAAUGAAUUCGACAAGUUUGCUCGACGCAACUCCAUCACUUAUGAAAACUGCAUGACUGUGAACUUUGACUCCAACCAGCAGCAUCAAGUAGUGCAGUCAGUGGUUGAAAAAGAUCUUGAUAAUAAACAUCCAAGGAGCUUGAUCCACGGCGAAGUGAAGCCGAAACUACAGACAGUAUCCAACGUUCAAGCCGCCAAACUACAAGCGAGCCAGUCGCGAUACGCACCGCCCCAUGCAGACGACACCUACAAUAAAUCCAAGGUUCAAAUGGCUUACCACUCGGCCAUGACAGCCAAGCAUCACAAGGCAUCCACCAUAACGAUGCCGGAAGAUAAACCAGUUAAAGUAGUUUUCAUAGACUCGAGUACUGAAUUCGUGCCGAGUCAGUUGAAUGUUCAAGGGCGAGAUUUGUCUCCAGCUAAGAAGUACGCAGAAACGGAUUCUACGGCACUCAGCUCUUGUGACUCUUUAGAUUCAGAUGUGUUGGACUCUGUGGACGAAUCCAAAUUACAAGACAGUACGAGGAAGUCCAAACACCAAAGAAAACAGGUUCUGACUCCCGUCGACGCCCCGGACAUGGAGCUGAUAGAGCCACUAGACCUCGGGCUGGAAGCGUCUCCUAAAAAGCGACGCAGGGUGGAGGAUUACUACAGAAGCCACGAGGAGAAAAGUCCGAAAAGUUUCCCUAAAAAGAGCUAUCUACUCGGCCGUUCGAGUAUCCAACCGGAGACAUUGCCGGAGAAAGCUCCUGUUUCUAGGAGCGAGAGCCACGCGGUGUCAGCUAUUGACAGCCUGGUGAAGGCGGCCGAGCUACUGGAGACUCAGGCGGGGCGGAACAGUUCGAUGACGAAUACUAGUAGCGACUCGAGUGCGCAGACGCCGGCCAAGCGCGGGCGCGGGCGGCCCCGCAAGCACCCGCUGCCCUCCCCCCCGCCCCGCGCCGCCCCCGCCAGCCCACUGAAGAAACCACGCCUAGAGAGGGAGAGACCCAAGCGCAAGCCCGCCACCAGCUCCGACGACUCCACCGACGACGAAAUGGUGCGAGAGAACUGGACCAUGGGCAAGAUCAACGAGAACAUCGUGUGCCCCAUCUGCAGCAAGCUGUUCCGCUCGGAGAACGUGGUGUUCAAGCACGUGAAGCACUGCGCGGGCCCGUCCCCGAGCCGGUCCGCGUCCGACGGGCGCGGGACCAGCCAGUCCGACUCCGACAACGAGACGCUCGCCUCCAAGCAGAGCCACUCCUACAAGGAGCACAAGCCGGCCACGCCGCGUCCGGCCGAGUCGUCCGUCAUCGUCAUCGAGGACACGCCCGUCAAACCCAAAGCUUCCAGUGAGAAAGCACCGGCUAAACCACAGGAGAAACGAGCCAGCAAGCCGCAGAGCCAACACAACACCAACAACCUCACGUGCGAGACUUGCGGCAAGACGUUCCGCCAGCUCUCCUACUUGGUGAGCCACAAGAUGCAGCACAAGAACGACGAGCCGAAGAAGCCCGAGAAUCCGGUCGCUAACAAGACGUCGGUGUUCAGUUGCGACGUGUGCAAGAAAGAGUUCCGUAAGUUGCAUCACCUGGUGCAGCACCGCAUCAUCCACAACCCGCCGGCCUUCCCCCGGCGAGGCAGCUCGACGGAGCAGCCGGCCCCCGCCCGCCCCGCUGACCCCGCCCGCCCUACGCGGGACCCCGCCCGCCCCGCCGACGACCAGAGCGCCGCCUUCCGCUGCGAGCCCUGCGACAAGUCCUUCCGCAAACUACACCACCUGGUCGAACACCGCGAGACUCACGACGGCAAGAACAAGCAGAAGACUCCCCCCGCGGACAAGCCCGCCCCGCCCCCCCCGGAGACACUGCCGCCGCCGCCGCCGCAGUGCGAUGUCUGCAAGAAGACGUUCAGAAAGCUGCACCAUCUCAUCGAACACAAGGAGCAGCACCACGAGGCCGGCUCGGAGAAGUCGGACGAUAAAAGCGUGAAGAGCACUCUCUCUACUAAGGAUAUCAUUCACGAAUGCUCCCUCUGCUAUAUGGUGUUCCCUAAUGAGCAUUCGCUGAACAAACAUUCAGUCUUUUGCCAAAAGAAAAAGAAACCGGUUGCAACAAAACCAACUGAGCCAGAGCUUGAUGAUGCCACGAGCAGGGACAGUGCAGAGUCAGUAGAGAGCAUUCCAGAUGACGACGCUAAAGACGUGGCUAAAGUGGCGGAAGUAGAACCAGUCCACGUGGACACUAAAACUGUUGACAAGGCUCCUGAAUCUCAAUCCAUAGCGCCGAUCAAAACUACCGAAACCAAAAUAGAAGAAAAGCAGCCAGAAAUUAAAGAGACUCCCAAAGAAUCUGUUCCAGAAAAACCUAUAGUUGAAAAUAAAUUCACAAGGCCGGCUAUUCCUCCCGUUGCACCUCCUAAAGAGCCUGAGACGAAGAAAGUCAAAACAGAGCCAGCACUACCCCCUCCUGUCAGCUCCAUAAAACCUAAAAAGCCCGAAGUCAUUGAAACAAUAGUUAUAAAAGAUACCCCUAAGAAAAAGCUACCAUUAAAAGAUAGGACUGCUGCGACUGUGACUAAGAGGCAGAAAACGACGCAACUGCCCCUUCCCGUGAUCGAAGAGAACAAACAAUCGAGCGAUGACGAUGACGUGCGUUAUAUGCUCAACCCAGACUUCAAACAAGACGAGGAGGUGGAAGGAAAGACAUUCAUGAAAGUGAGGGCACUGAAGCGCAACUCUCUACAAAUAGAACGCCCGAAUUCCAAAGAUCUGAUCAAAAGGCGGACGUCCUUACAACACCCGCCGAAGGUUCCACGCUUGAGGGCUAAACUUGAAACGAAAGCCGGACAAUCCAUAAGCCAAUUAAUACCCAAAGCCGUACCCAAAACCCCUAAACCCGAAGUCAAAACUCCCAAACCCGAACCCAAAACCCCCAAACCCGAACCAGUGCCUUCCACAGACUCCGACGACAGCGACGUUAAAUAUUCGUUCCCUGUUGCGGAAAAGGCGCUGAAACCGGUCACUAAACAAGAAAAGAAACCGACCGCGGAAGUUGAGAAGAAAAUGCCCAAGAAGAGUCUGACCGAGAGGAGAAAGUCUCUCGUGGGCAUAGCCAAGCGGAAGUCCCUCGGGAAACCCGCCACGCCCCGGCACAAACUGAAUCCAGUUAAAGAAGUAGUUCGAAAACGCACAACGGAGCCGGUGGGCCACCGCUGCGACUGCGGGCAGCUGUUCAACAGCGCGGCGCUGCUGUCGCGGCACACCUCGCUGGCGCACACCCCUCCGCGCGUCCGCCGCCGCCGCUCGCCCCCACCCCCGGUCGACAAACAACCCCGCAAGGCCACCAAGACACCGCCACGGAAACCCAGCGUCAAAACAGACGACAAAACCACCACCAAACACCCCGAAACUCGAUUAAGCACCUCAGACAAAACCCCUAAAACUACUGGCAAGGACAAGCCCAAGACUGAAACCGCGACCAAGCCAAAGUCCUCGGUGAAAGCGAGGAAGAGCGCGGCCCACAGGGGGGUCCCCGUGCCAGAGAAAAUGAGGAAACUCAUGGAAAAGGAGAAGCUCAAGAAAUGAGCUGCGCGUGAGUAGUGGUACUGGACGGAGACUAGCUCCGGACUUGACCUAUGAUCUAUUGACAUAUUAGACUUAAUACUCUCCGUUUGUACUGCAAAACAGUCAUUGAAAAUCAUGCGGUAGGCAGGUACUGCCUAUUGUAUAUUCGGUGUCUCUUCUCUAAACUUACAAGAAGCUAACUGAUAUCCUUUAUAUCUAUGGCUAUGUAUUUGGCAUAGCCACGCAUUGGCUUUGUGAUACUGACUCAAGCCCAAACCAUUUACUCACUAACUGUUAUACCCUCAACUAUCUAGAUGAUGCUAGGUCUGUGUAGAUCGUUAGAUCGAAACAAAACAAAGUUCACACAAUAAUGCAACAUACGGACCAUUCUUGUAUCAUAGAGAAUAUUUUUACAAGAUAUUAAAAAAAACGUUAACACCAAAAUCAAUAUUUUUAUCUGAAAGAAACGUUAUAAUGUCUAUAUGUAAAUUUAUGAUAGAAGGAUAUUUUGUCAAUUUGUUUUUAAGAUAAAUGAUGUAAGGAUAAUAAUUUAUGUUAUAACUUAGUUAUAAGCAGAAAACUCGAUAUUUUUUCUUUACAAAAGUGCAAUUUAUCUUGGUUUGCUAUGUAACUAUAAGAUGCAUAGUUUUGGACUUUAAACUUUUGUUGGAUGACCAAUUUACAAAAUUAUUACAAAACUGACCUUUCAUGUUGGUUUGCUAUCUGUGUACCUAAGUAUAUUUUUUUUAAUUUCAUAACUUUAUGGUUAAACUACAUCUUUGAGGUACUUCCUGCCUUCUUCCAAAAACGAUACAUAAAAUGAUAUUCAAAAAAUGCAAAUAUAUUUCUUCUGUAAUCGAGAUGAUCCCUUGAACUACAGAAGGUGUUUUAGUAUGUGGCUUUUGCCAGUCUCUAACGUCGUCGUGUGGACCCAUAUUCGAAUCUUGUCUCAAUGUCCGUUAU
Messenger RNA from Plutella xylostella (diamondback moth), 8695 nucleotides. RefSeq lists its product as uncharacterized. Lineage: Eukaryota; Metazoa; Arthropoda; Insecta; Lepidoptera; Plutellidae. Gene Ontology annotation, biological process: regulation of transcription by RNA polymerase II. Gene Ontology annotation, molecular function: DNA-binding transcription activator activity, RNA polymerase II-specific; RNA polymerase II cis-regulatory region sequence-specific DNA binding. Gene Ontology annotation, cellular component: nucleus. The record is from RefSeq and is a predicted model, not a curated record.